CACAAAACUUAACAUAUCCCCAACUGCCUAUUUGACAUAAUAUUAAAUAAUUUCGACACUUCAAAAUUCCUGAGUGAUAUUUUCUAGCCAUUUAAUAAUAAAAGUUUAUACAUAACACAAUUCAUAUAAGUAAAAUGUCCUGUCCUAGUAAAAAAUAUUUGAGUCGUUCAAAAAGAGCCGGCUUGACAUUUCCCGUAGGUAGAAUCCUCCGGUUCUUGAAGGAAGGGAACUAUGCAAAACGUGUCGGCGCAACUGCGGCUGUGGUCUUAGCUGCAAUCAUGGAGUACUUGGUAUCCGAAGUGUUGGAGUUGGGAGCAAACGCUGCUCGAGAUAAUGGAAGAGCAAGAAUUCGACCGAGACAUCUUCAACUGGCCAUACGCAAUGACUCAGCCCUAGAUGAAUUUUUAACAAAUGUGAAUAUCCCUGAGGGUGGUGUUGUGCCAAAUAUUGACCCGUCGUUAUUACCGAGUAGUAGGAAAGAAGGGGGUUAUUAUUCAUGAGAUAAAAUAUUUGUCUAGCGUGUAAGAUAAAAUUUUUGUUUGUUAUUUGUAUAAUAUUGUAAAUAUAUUAAUUUAAAAAAACUUAAAU
Messenger RNA from Hermetia illucens (black soldier fly), 588 nucleotides. RefSeq names its product histone H2A-beta, sperm-like. Gene Ontology annotation, cellular component: nucleosome. Gene Ontology annotation, molecular function: protein heterodimerization activity; DNA binding; structural constituent of chromatin. The record is from RefSeq and is a predicted model, not a curated record. NCBI's taxonomy places the organism in Eukaryota, Metazoa, Arthropoda, Insecta, Diptera, Stratiomyidae. The transcript has a single exon. The coding region runs from base 135 to 500 and encodes 121 amino acids.